AUGGGUGGACAGUCGCACGACAGCCCGGAGAGCAGCACCCUGGGGAGCGCCUCUACCUACGCCCACAGCAACGCCACCAGAGGCCCCUUCGAAGGCCCCAAUUACCACAUCGCUCCCAGAUGGGUGUACCACCUCACCAGCACCUGGAUGGUCUUCGUGGUCAUCGCCUCGGUCUGCACCAACGGGCUGGUGCUGGCAGCCACCGCGAGGUUCAGGAGGCUGCGCUGCCCUCUGAACUGGAUCCUCGUGAACUUGGCGGUCGCUGACCUGGCAGAAACCAUCAUUGCCAGCACCAUCAGCGUGGCAAACCAGGUCUGCGGCUACUUCGUGCUGGGCCACGUUCUGUGCGUCGUGGAGGGCUACACGGUCUCCCUGUGUGGGAUCACGGGCCUCUGGUCCCUGGCCAUCAUUUCCUGGGAGCGGUGGUUGGUGGUCUGCAAGCCCUUUGGCAACAUGAGGUUUGACGCCAAGCUGGCCAUAGUGGGCAUCGCCUUCUCCUGGGUCUGGUCUGCUGUGUGGACUGCCCCGCCCAUCUUUGGUUGGAGCAGGUACUGGCCCCACGGCCUGAAGACCUCGUGCGGCCCCGACGUGUUCAGCGGCAGCUCCUACCCCGGUGUGCAGUCAUACAUGGCCGCGCUCAUGGUGACCUGCUGCGUCAUCCCGCUCGGCGUCAUCGUGUUCUGCUACCUCCGAGUGUGGCUGGCUGUCCGCGCGGUGGCAAAGCAGCAGAGAGAAUCCGAGUCCACCCAGAAGGCCGAGAAGGAAGUGACACGCAUGGUGGCGGUGAUGGUGCUGGCCUACUGCGUCUGCUGGGGGCCUUACACCGUCUUCGCCUGCUUUGCCGCCGCCCACCCUGGCUAUGCCUUCCACCCUCUGGUGGCUGCCCUGCCAGCCUACUUUGCCAAAAGUGCCACCAUCUACAACCCCAUUAUCUAUGUCUUUAUGAACCGGCAGUUUCGAAACUGCAUCUUGCAGCUCUUUGGAAAGAAGGUGGACGACAGCUCUGAACUCUCCAGUGUCUCCAAAACGGAGGCCUGCCCGGUCUCCUCUGUGUCCCCUGCCUGA
Molecule: messenger RNA, 1065 nt
Organism: Condylura cristata (star-nosed mole)
Lineage: Eukaryota; Metazoa; Chordata; Mammalia; Eulipotyphla; Talpidae
Product: long-wave-sensitive opsin 1
Exons: 6
Coding region: 1-1065 (354 amino acids)
Biological process (GO): phototransduction; visual perception; G protein-coupled receptor signaling pathway
Cellular component (GO): photoreceptor outer segment; membrane
Molecular function (GO): G protein-coupled receptor activity
Source: RefSeq, a predicted model, not a curated record